AUGCUCAUAGGCCGCCAGGACGAGCUUGGCGCUUAUACCGUGGCGGAUCCAACGCCAGCACAGGCGGGUGAACAUGAAGAUAGCACUAGCUCUAACGGAACCCCGUAUGUCAUUGAAGAAAAUCCAACCGGCGGCAUGAGGAUGAUUGCCAACAAGGACUUCGAGUGCGGCGAUCUCAUCCUACAAGAGCGGCCACUUGUUCUUUUCCCUUUGGAAGUUGCCUUACCGGCAAAGUCGGAUCUUCGGCUUUCACUUCAGCGCGCCUUGAACGCCCUUAACGAUGCUAAGAGGGCUGACUAUAUGGGAUUGGCUAAUAUUUACGCUACCGAUGCAUUUGAGCCGGUUCUUGGGAUUUUCAUGUCCAACAAGUUCGAAUUUUUCAGUACCGAUGACGCCGAAGCUGCCUCUGCCGACCGUACUAAGCCCUUUGCCGCAGUUUUCAAGGAUAUCUCGCACAUGAACCACAGUUGUUGCCCAAACGUGGUACGCUACUGGUGCAUGGCUUCGCGUUCGAUGUACGUACACGCGGCGCGCUCCAUCCAGAAGGGGUCCCAAAUCGUCACAACAUACUGCGACCCCUUCUUACCCUUGCGCGAACGCCGAGCCCUCCUUCUUAACACAUACAAGAUCGCCUGCACUUGCCCUGCCUGCACCAACAGCGAGUCGGAUGCAAACCGGGUCCGUAUUCAAAAUAUUCAGGACAACUUGGCUCCAGUCAUCCAAUGGGCCCUCACGCCCGCCCUCCCCGACGAUCUCCUCCUCGUCCCCUCCUUGGAGCAGCUGAAAUUGAUUGAGGACGAAGGGCUGGAGGGGACCGAGUAUUACGCCCGAGUGUUGAGGCGUCUGUGGUACAUAUACUUCGUGUUGGACGACUUCGGAGCAUCCGGAUUUUACGGGCGGAUGUUGAGGGCGUGGAAGAUCACGAAUGGGACGAAGAGGUCGGACGUGAUAAAGGAAAUGCAGUCGGAGCUGGAACUGAUCCAAUACGCUGUAAAUCGUCGCAGGUUGUUUAUGCCGCGUAAAGCCAAGUUAGUACGGCCAGUCAGCUAA
Pleurotus ostreatus (oyster mushroom) is the source of this 1050-nucleotide messenger RNA. RefSeq lists its product as uncharacterized. Gene Ontology annotation, molecular function: protein binding. Bases 1 to 1050 code for a protein of 349 amino acids. The transcript is spliced from 4 exons. The record is from RefSeq and is a predicted model, not a curated record. Lineage: Eukaryota; Fungi; Basidiomycota; Agaricomycetes; Agaricales; Pleurotaceae.